GCAGCCGCAGGCAGCGCUCAGGACCCUCCCACCAUGGCCUGGCUUCCCCUCUACCUCCUGCCCCUCGUCGUCUCCACAGGUCUCUGUGCUCUGCCUGUGCUCACCCAGCCCCCAUCUGCCUCUGCCGCCCUGGGGGCCUCGGCCAAGCUCACCUGCACCCUCAGGGCUGAGCACAGCAACUACUUUAUUCGGUGGUUUCAGCAGAGACCAGGACAGGCCCCUCGGCUGGUCAUCUAUGAUGAUAGCAAACGACCCUCAGGGAUCCCUGACCGAUUCUCAGGCACCAACUCGGGGAACACGGCCACCCUGACCAUCAGCGGGGCCCAGGCCCAGGACGAGGCGGACUAUUACUGUCAGUCCGAGCCUCAGUCACCGUGGUAUGUCUUCGGCGGCGGGACCCAGCUCACCGUCCUAGGUCAGCCCAAGUCUGCACCCUCCGUGUCUCUGUUCCCACCAUCCGCUGAGGAGCUCGCCAACAACAAGGCCACACUGGUGUGUCUCAUGAGUGACUUCUACCCGGGCAGUGUGACGGUGGCCUGGAAGGCAAAUGGCACCCCCGUCACCCAGGGCGUGGAGACCACCAAGCCCUCCAAGCAGAGCAACAACAAGUACGCGGCCAGCAGCUACCUGAGCGUGUCCAGCCAAGACUGGAAGUCCGCCAGCGCCUACAGCUGCCAGGUCACGCACGACGGGAAGACCGUGGAGAAGACAGUGGCCCCCUCAGAGUGCUCCUAGGACCUGAGUCCCCACUUCUGGCAACACUUCUCUGUCAGACACUCCCUUCCCCCGCUCCCCACUGUCUCCCUGCGGCUCCUGCCCUGGUCGCUCAGACUGGGCAGGUCGCCAUCCCUCCCUGUUUCCCCUUCUCCUGAAUAAACUGUCAUUUCUC
Messenger RNA from Myotis lucifugus (little brown bat), 889 nucleotides. RefSeq names its product immunoglobulin lambda-1 light chain-like. The transcript has 5 exons. NCBI's taxonomy places the organism in Eukaryota, Metazoa, Chordata, Mammalia, Chiroptera, Vespertilionidae. Gene Ontology annotation, molecular function: MHC class II protein complex binding. Gene Ontology annotation, cellular component: MHC class II protein complex. The record is from RefSeq and is a predicted model, not a curated record. Gene Ontology annotation, biological process: antigen processing and presentation of exogenous peptide antigen via MHC class II; peptide antigen assembly with MHC class II protein complex; immunoglobulin production involved in immunoglobulin-mediated immune response. Bases 34 to 735 code for a protein of 233 amino acids.